AUGAAUCACAACGAGAAAAGAAGAGCUGAGACACAAUACAGAAGAUUGAGCCACACUGAGAAAACCCGUUGUCACCUACGGUCACGAACUGCGCCGCGACUACACCUCUCAAAUCGGCCACAAGAACUGCGACUAGGACUUGCUUCUCCACUUGUUGAAGCUCGCGGUGAUGGUCGCCGUGGAAACCUCUCUUAUUUUCCUUUCUUCCUUCUUCUCAAUGUGCAAGAUACACAUAGAACUAAUCAACCUCAUCGGCCGGAGAUCCCAUCAUCUUUGCCUCUCAAAGGCAGGUUCGGUGGCAAGGCAGGAUCGGUGGUGUAUCACGAAUGGUUCAUCAAAGGAAAGUGGAAAACUUUUGGGACAAAGAUGAGUCGAGUCCACUUGGGCGGCCAUAGCGUUUGUGUCCCACCUUUGUCCCCUUGCCUCUUUCUUGCCUUUCAUGCUUCCGACAACAUCUCUCUCUCUUCCUUUAACCCUAACUUCUAUGCAUCUUCUCCCCCUGUAUAUAUUUCUCUUUCUCUAAAACCCAUCAUCAACCAAACGCACCAACAAGAACAAGAAGAAGAACAAGGAUUCUGCUUUGGAAAUCACACAAGGACAUAUAGAGAGAGGCUUCUUGAUCUUGAAAAAAUGGCUUACGAGAAAGUCAAUGAGCUUAACCUUAAGGACACAGAGCUUCGUCUUGGAUUACCCGGAACGGAGCAAGAUAAGGAAGAACAAGAGGUUUCUUGCGUUAGAAGCAUCAAACGUCAACUACAAAGCGAUAACGAGGAAGCAUCUACACCUCCUACGAAAACUCAAAUCGUUGGUUGGCCUCCGGUGAGAUCUUACCGUAAGAACAACAACAGUGUUAGCUAUGUGAAAGUGAGUAUGGAUGGAGCUCCUUAUCUUAGGAAAAUAGAUCUCAAAACAUACAAAAACUAUGCUGAGCUUCUAAAGGGUUUGGAGAACAUGUUCAAAUUCACGAUAGGUGAAUACUGCGAAAGAGAAGGAUACAAAGGAUCUGGAGUUGUACCAACGUACGAGGAUAAAGAUGGAGACUGGAUGUUGGUUGGUGAUGUUCCAUGGGAUAUGUUCUCUUCCUCUUGUAAGAGACUCCGGAUCAUGAAAGGAUCUGAUGCUCUUGCUUUGGACUCGGCCUUAUUAUGAUGAUGAUAAAGAAGAAGAUAUUUCGAUGAAAGCUUUUUAUGGAUGAAACCCUUUUUGAUUUGAUUUGAUUCUGAUCGGAGUUUGAGUAGUUGACUACACCAAAAACAGAACAUGUCAGGGUUUUGUUCGAUGAGAUAGAUCCAUCUUCAAGGGGUUAUCUUUUAGUUUUGUUUGAUCCUUGUUUUUAGAUUUGGAGUUUGAUGUAAAGAUAGAUGAAAUUUUAUGUACAACACGGACACAUAUACACAAUAUAGAUGCGUAUGUAGUAAUGCUUUUGAUGAAAAGAGUCUUUAAUUUCUUAGUAA
Molecule: messenger RNA, 1454 nt
Organism: Raphanus sativus (radish)
Lineage: Eukaryota; Viridiplantae; Streptophyta; Magnoliopsida; Brassicales; Brassicaceae
Biological process (GO): regulation of DNA-templated transcription
Cellular component (GO): nucleus
Molecular function (GO): protein binding
Source: RefSeq, a predicted model, not a curated record